Cylas formicarius (sweet potato weevil) is the source of this 942-nucleotide messenger RNA. Its product is annotated as cytochrome P450 4C1-like. The record is from RefSeq and is a predicted model, not a curated record. Lineage: Eukaryota; Metazoa; Arthropoda; Insecta; Coleoptera; Brentidae. Gene Ontology annotation, molecular function: oxidoreductase activity, acting on paired donors, with incorporation or reduction of molecular oxygen; heme binding; iron ion binding.
AUGACUUCCAGGUAUAAUACCUUCAAUCCGGGAUUCACUAUUUGGUUCCAAGGGGAACCCAUCGUGCACAUCUUCACCGAAAUAUUCUUGAAACAUAACGUGAACAUCGAUAAGUGCGCACUGGACAUCAUCGCAGAGACAUCGAUGGGAAAGAAAAGUUUAUGCGAGAUCUCCACCAGAAAGUACACGAACCCCAUUUGGGCCAACGAUUUUCUUUUCAAGUUCACCGAACCUGGUAAAAGGUUCUUCGAGACCCGAGACUACGUGAAUGGGAUUACGCUUAAGAUCAUUGAAGAGAAAAGAGACCAACCGAAGAAGACCAAAAGCACCAUCAGAGUGGACGAGCUCGGUAGGAAGGAACGGCAGGCUUUCAUCGAUGUCACAGAGAACCCAGAACGGUUCACUGAUGCAGAAAUCAUAGAAGAAGUAAACAGCUUCAUGUUCGCCGGCCAAGAUACCAGCUCGAUCACCACGGGUUUCACUCUGUUCGCUUUGGGCAACGAACCUGCGAUCCAAACUAAAGUCCACGAAGAACUGGACGCGAUCUUCGAGAGUUCGGGCAGCGUCAUCACGCCUCAGGACGUCGCGUCUAUGGACUACCUGGAUAGAGUGGUCAAAGAGGCGAUGCGAUACUACUAUUUUGUGCCAUCCGAAGAUUUCGUUUUGGAUGGGCGUCACAUUCCCGCGGGUACCACCGUCAUCCUAGACCUUUACGAACUGCACCAUAACCCGAAGCACUUUCCGGAGCCUUUCAAAUUCGAUCCCGAUAGAUUCCUCCCCGAAGAAGUAGGCAAACGUCACGUCUACUCUUACGUCCCAUUCAGCGCAGGUCCCAGAAAUCUCGGACUGUGUUUCAAAAUACCCGACUAACUUCUACUUCAGGAAGUUGUAUUGACAAUAUCUUUACUAACUCAGAUUCGGUUAAAACAAUUGUAUUAGAAC